AUGGCGAAUCCGACCAUUGUGCUACUGCCGGUCUGGGGCGCCGGCCACUUCAUGCCCAUGAUACAGGCCGGGAAGCAGCUGCUCGCCAGCAGCAGCCGGCCCCUGUCGCUCACGGUGCUCCUAAUGCCGGCGCCGACAGCGCAGGCCGCGUCCGACAUCUGCGAGCACGUACGCCGGGAGGAAGCGGCAGGCGCCGUGGACAUCCACUUCCACCAUCUCCCGGACGUGAAGCUCCCGACGGACCACUCGGGCAUCGAGGAGUUCAUCUCCCGCGCAGUGCAGCUCCACGUGCCCCAUCUCCGCGCAGCUAUAAUUGGCUUGACCUGUCCGGUGGCCGCGCUCGUCGUCGACAUAUUCUGCACGCCGGCGCUAGACGUGUCCGGCGAGCUCGCCGUGCCGUCCUACGUCUACUUUACCUCCAGCGCCGCGAUGCUGUCACUCCUCUUGCGCUCGCCCGCUCUGGACGACGAGGUGGUCGUUGAGUUCGAGGAGAUGGGAGGCGCUCUGGACUUGCCCGGCCUCCCCCCGGUGCCGCCGUCCGUCCUCCCGGGGACCUUGCUGGAACGGAAGAGUCCGACCUACAAGUGGUUCGUGUACACCGGCAGGCGCUACGUGGAAGCCAGCGGCAUCAUCGUCAACACUGCAGACGAUCUGGAGCCGCGCGUCCUCGCAGCCAUCGCUGAAGGUCGGUGCACACGUGGAGCCCGCGCCCCGGCCGUGUACCCGAUCGGCCCAGUGCUGGCGCUGACGCCACCCGCUCACGCCGAGGAGGAGGAGCAGACGCACGAGUGCGUGCGGUGGCUCGACGCGCAGCCUCCGGCCUCCGUGCUGUUCCUCUGCUUCGGGAGCAAAGGAUUCCUGACAAAGCCGCAGGCGCACGAGAUAGCGCGGGGCCUGGAGCGCAGCGGCCACCGCUUCGUGUGGGUGCUCCGUGGGCUGCCGGCGGACACCUCGCACGGCGCGCGACACCCAAGCGACGGGGACCUCGCGGAGCUUCUCCCGGAAGGUUUCUUGGGGGAGACAGAGGAAAGGGGGCUCGUGUGGCCCAAGAGGGCGCCGCAGAAGGAGAUACUCGCGCACGCCUCCGUGGGGGGCUUCGUCACCCAUUGCGGCUGGAACUCCGUCCUGGAGAGUCUCUGGUUCGGCGUGCCGAUGCUGCCGUGGCCGCUCGGCGCGGAGCAGCAUUUCAACGCCUUAACGUUGGUCUGCGACAUGGGCGUGGCCGUGCCGCUGACGGUGGACAGGAAACGGGACAACUUCGUGGAGGCGGCAGAGCUGGAGCGAGCGGUGAGGUCCCUGAUGGGCGGUGGCGAGGAAGGGAGGAGGGCGAAGGAGAAGGCCAUGGAAAUGAUGGUGGUCUGCCGCAAGGCAGUGGACCAUAGUGGGUCCUCUUGCGCUUCGGUGAGGAGGUUGUCUGAGGAUCUCCUCCGAGGAGUGGCGGUGUUGCCCAACGUGUGA
Molecule: messenger RNA, 1458 nt
Organism: Triticum turgidum subsp. durum (durum wheat)
Lineage: Eukaryota; Viridiplantae; Streptophyta; Magnoliopsida; Poales; Poaceae
Source: the annotation of a GenBank genome assembly